Messenger RNA from Radiomyces spectabilis, 2141 nucleotides. RefSeq names its product WD40-repeat-containing domain protein. Gene Ontology annotation, biological process: mRNA splicing, via spliceosome. The record is from RefSeq and is a predicted model, not a curated record. NCBI's taxonomy places the organism in Eukaryota, Fungi, Mucoromycota, Mucoromycetes, Mucorales, Radiomycetaceae. The coding region runs from base 341 to 1951 and encodes 536 amino acids. The transcript has 12 exons. Gene Ontology annotation, molecular function: protein binding.
CCUACCGCCGAUACCGCAUUCUUGAGCCAAUGACCGAUCCCGCUGUUGACAACGAUAUAAGAGAGCCAAUGGAGCAACUGAACCUCCAAGAAAGCAAUCGAACAGAAGAACCAAAAGAUAACUCUCUUGUGGCGUCCGAGAGUCGGUCGGUUGAUUUUCGAGCUCACGACAUGAUGUCCGGGCACGCUGAAUCACCAUCUUUCUUUUGGAAUCGAAGCGGCAUAUCAUCAACUUCCGCUGCACGUCGACGUCGGAGGUUAGCGUGUUGACAUUUCUUUUUGGAACUGAAAGAGUAAAUUCACAAGCUUUCUGUAACAGCCUCGCCACACAUACCCAACAUAUGGGGGUCCACAGCUCCUAUAUACGACCGACGGAAGAUAUCUUUAACGCAAACGAUCCUCGUAUUAAAGAAGAUAUCAUUGGCAUUAUCAUGCAAUAUCUGGCCGACGAAGGAUAUCAUGCCUCACAAUCUGUACUAUAUGACGAAACGAACGUGAAAUGGAAAGAGCGCGAAGAAAGAAUAGUGGAGGUCAAACGACUGAAAAAGGCAAUCUUAGAUGGUGACUGGCAGGAAGUGGAAAAACUGUGUACAAAGCCACUGGUAAAGAACCAUCGGUCGUUCCUUUAUUCAGUUUACAGACAACAAUAUUUGGAAUACAUCGAACGUCGUGAAAUUCAAAAGGCAUUUACAUUUCUCAACAAACGCUUAAAACCCUUGGAACAUCUACAAACGAAACCAACCGAGUUCAAGGAUCUGUGUUAUCUUUUAACAGCUAAAUCAAUACAUGAAGCACCUAGUUUUCGCAACUGGGAAGGGGUCAUGUCUGCAAGAGAAAAUCUGGUGGAUCAGCUGCAAAGUAUGCUAGAUUUUGAAACUGCUGAUAGAAAUGGCAACCGUUAUAUACCGCCCGAUCGUUUGCUCACCUUGCUGCGACAAUCCGUUGCCUAUCAAAUUGAAUUCUCAAGAUACCAUCCAAAAAUCGCUCCAGCAGUCAACUCACUGGUGGAAGAUUAUACGAGUUUCGUCAUUCCCAAUGCUGUUGGAGCUACGUUGACAGGACAUCGAGGCAAUGUGAAAUGUGUCGAGUUUAUUGGCGAUGACGGUCGAGAGAUUGUGUCUGGUUCUAGUGAUAACACGCUUCGGAUUUGGGAUACGGAAACCGCGGAAUGUCUCGAUAUACUGGAAGGUCAUCGAUCGAGGAUCUGGGAUUUGUCAAGUACAGUGCAAGGCGAUUUCGUCGCCAGUGCAAGUGGUGAUGGAACGGUCAAGAUAUGGAAUCUAUCUUCGACAAAAGCAAGCUGUGCAAACACAUUAAAUGGACAUGCAGGUGAUGUAUAUUCCGUCAAGUAUCAUCCAAAUCAGGAACAUGUUGUCACGGGAGGUUAUGAUAAGACGGUUCGAUUAUUUGACGUCAAUACCGGCGCUAUUGUAAAGACUUUUCCUGGUCAUCAGUUGGCCGUGACAAAAACGAUAUUCAAUCCUUUAGGCAACCUGGUCAUCAGUGGAUCCAAAGAUAACACUAUCAAGUUUUGGGAUAUUGUAUCUGGCUUAUGUAUCCGUACUAUAUCUUCGCACUUGGGUGAAGUGACAUCGGUGGAGAUGAAUUCCAGCGGAACUCUGCUAUUGAGUAGCAGUAAGGACAAUUCAAAUCGAUUGUGGGAUGUGCGUAUGGUACGGCCGAUUCGCAAAUUGAAAGGUCACCAAAAUACGUCCAAGAAUUUUGUGCGCGCAGGUUUCGCCAAUAAUAACUUGAUUGUUGGUGGCUCCGAGGAUGGUGUCGUGUAUAUCUGGGAUCAAGAUACCGGCGAAGUGCUGCAGAAAUUACGUGGCCACACUGGCGUGGUAUAUGAAGUUGCGUCUAAUGCCAAACAAGGCAUUCUUGCCAGCUGCAGUGAUGACCAAACUGUAAAAGUAUGGUGGUACGAUGAAAAGAUUCCCAUGGAUACAUAGUUUACUCCAUAGAAGCAAGGCUUACUUUUAUUGCACGGAUGUGUUUCCAUAGUGUUUUUUUUUAGCCCGUAUCCUCGACUCACAUAUUAUUUUGCGAUACAUGUCUUCUUGUGUAUAAAUUGGAGCAUUCAUGAUAAUGAUGUAGAAAUUUUAGAUUCUUCAUGCUCCCCAAGUAUAAGCGGAUUUGAUG